This is a messenger RNA of Drechmeria coniospora, 1374 nucleotides long. RefSeq lists its product as uncharacterized. Gene Ontology annotation, molecular function: URM1 activating enzyme activity; thiosulfate-cyanide sulfurtransferase activity; adenylyltransferase activity. NCBI's taxonomy places the organism in Eukaryota, Fungi, Ascomycota, Sordariomycetes, Hypocreales, Ophiocordycipitaceae. The record is from RefSeq and is a predicted model, not a curated record. The transcript is spliced from 3 exons. Bases 1 to 1374 code for a protein of 457 amino acids. Gene Ontology annotation, cellular component: cytosol; cytoplasm. Gene Ontology annotation, biological process: protein urmylation; tRNA wobble position uridine thiolation.
AUGGACAGGAUCGAUCGCCUCCGGGAGGAAAUCGCCAGGCGCGAGUCCGAGCUUGCAGACCUCAAGUCACAACUGGCCAUCGCAGAGGCAGCGCGGACAACUCCUCUCGAGCCGAAAGAUGACCCUUCUUGGCCCUGGCCGCUGAGGCAUGACGAGUAUCAACGGUACGGACGACAAAUGGUCGUCCCCGGAUUCGGCCUCCAAGCGCAACUCCGGCUCAAACGCAGCAGCGUCCUCAUCGUCGGUGCCGGCGGGCUCGGCUGCCCUGCUGCGGCAUACCUCGCCGGUGCCGGCAUCGGCACGCUCGGUCUUGUCGACGCCGACGAGGUAGAGGCCUCGAACCUGCACCGACAAAUCGCCCACUCGACCGGCCGCGAGGGCAUGAGCAAGGUCCUCAGCGCCGUGACCUACCUUCGAGACCUGAACCCUACCAUUCGCUACAAAACCCACCAAGAGCAUCUCACGCCCCGAAACGCCCAAGACAUUGUCUCGCAGUACGACCUCGUCCUCGACUGCACCGACCAUCCGACGUCGCGCUACCUCAUCUCCGACAUUUGCGUGCUGCUCUCCAAGCCUCUCGUCUCGGCGUCGGCCUUCCAGACAUCGGGCCAGCUUGCCGUCUUGAACAACCCCCCCGGCAAGGGCGCCUGCUACCGGUGCCUGUUCCCGAAACCGCCGCCUCCCGAGAGUGUUGUGGGAUGCGGCGAGGGUGGCAUCGUAGGCCCCGUCGUAGGCGUCAUGGGGGUGCUGCAAGCGUUGGAGGCCAUCAAGCUCGUCGUUCAUGGCCUGCUCGACAAGCCUGCCGGCGAUGCCGAGAAGGUGGAGAGGCCGGAGCAGGGCCAGGGUCAGCAGAGGAUGCUGAUAUUCAACGCCAUGGGGGACGGGCCGUCCUUUCGCUCCGUCCGCUUAAAAGGCAGGAGAAGCGGCUGCCUGGCCUGCUCGGACGAGAGCGAGCUGACGUUGGAUCGUCUCAGGACAUCCAUCGACUACGUCCAGUUCUGCGGCGUCGCCCGGCCCGUGGACGUCCUCGAACCGCAUGAACGCAUCACGGCCAAGGAGUACGACAAUGUUCGCUCCUCGGGAGUGCCGCACCUCCUCCUCGACGUGCGAGAAAGGGAGCACUUUAGCAUAGGCAGCAUGCCAGGCGCCAUCAACGUGCCCAUCAGUUGCUUCAACCGGCGAGAGGAGCUGCCCGAGGUGGCGGGCAAGGACGGGCCCAUCUAUGUCGUGUGCCGCCUGGGCAACGAUUCGCAGCUGGCGGUGCGCAAGCUGAGAGAGCGGGGGUUCGACGACGGCAACCGCUUCGUCGGAGACAUCACCGGAGGUGUCAAGGCGUGGCGGGAUACCGUCGACCCCAGGCUGCCAUUCCUCUAA